Schistocerca nitens (vagrant locust) is the source of this 2883-nucleotide messenger RNA. RefSeq names its product repetitive organellar protein-like. Gene Ontology annotation, cellular component: cytoskeleton. The record is from RefSeq and is a predicted model, not a curated record. Bases 1 to 2883 code for a protein of 960 amino acids. The transcript has 13 exons. NCBI's taxonomy places the organism in Eukaryota, Metazoa, Arthropoda, Insecta, Orthoptera, Acrididae.
AUGGAUUAUAUCAUAUCGAAAAGAUAUCGAAAAGUAUCGAAAAGAUAUCGAAAAAAUCGAUAUAUCGUAAAGUAUCGAUAUAUCGUAAAGUACCGAUAUAUCGAAAAGUACCGAAAAGAUAUCGAAAAGUAUCGAAAAGAUAUCGAAAAGUACCGAAAAGAUAUCGAAAAGUACCGAAAAGAUAUCCAAAAGUACCGAAAAGAUAUCGAAAAGUACCGAAAAGAUAUCGAAAAGUACCGAAAAGAUAUCGAAAAGUACCGAAAAAUUUUCGAAAAGUAUCGAAAAGAUAUCGAAAAGUAUCGAAAAGAUAUCGAAAAGUAUCGUAAAGAUAUCGAAAAGUAUCGAAAAGUACCGAAAAGAUAUCGAAAAGUACCGGAAAGAUAUCGAAAAGUACCGAAAAGAUAUCGAAAAGUACCGAAAAGAUAUCGAAAAGUACCGAAAAGAUAUCGAAAAGUAUCGAAAAGAUAUCGAAAAGUAUCGAAAAGAUAUCGAAAAAAUCGAUAUAUCGUAAAGUAUCGAUAUAUCGUAAAGUACCGAUAUAUCGAAAAGUACCGAAAAGAUAUCGAAAAGUAUCGAAAAGAUAUCGAAAAGUACCGAAAAGAUAUCGAAAAGUACCGAAAAGAUAUCCAAAAGUACCGAAAAGAUAUCGAAAAGUACCGAAAAGAUAUCGAAAAGUACCGAAAAGAUAUCGAAAAGUACCGAAAAAUUUUCGAAAAGUAUCGAAAAGAUAUCGAAAAGUAUCGAAAAGAUAUCGAAAAGUAUCGUAAAGAUAUCGAAAAGUAUCGAAAAGUACCGAAAAGAUAUCGAAAAGUACCGGAAAGAUAUCGAAAAGUACCGAAAAGAUAUCGAAAAGUACCGAAAAGAUAUCGAAAAGUACCGAAAAGAUAUCGAAAAGUAUCGAAAAGAUAUCGAAAAGUAUCGAAAAGAUAUCGAAAAAAUCGAUAUAUCGUAAAGUAUCGAUAUAUCGAAAAGUACCGAUAUAUCGAAAAGUACCGAAAAGAUAUCGAAAAGUAUCGAAAAGAUAUCGAAAAGUACCGAAAAGAUAUCGAAAAGUACCGAAAAGAUAUCCAAAAGUACCGAAAAGAUAUCGAAAAGUACCGAAAAGAUAUCGAAAAGUACCGAAAAGAUAUCGAAAAGUACCGAAAAAUUUUCGAAAAGUAUCGAAAAGAUAUCGAUAAGUAUCGAAAAGAUAUCGAUAAGUAUUUAUAUAUAAUGAAAAUAUCGAUAUAUAAUGAAAAGUAUCGAAAAGAUAUCGAUAAGUAUCGAAAAGAUAUCGAUAAGUAUCGAAAAGAUAUCGACAAGUAUCGAAAAGAUAUCGAUAAGUAUCGAAAUUUUAUAGAUAAGUAUCGAAAAGAUAUCGAAAAGUAUCGAAAAGAUAUCGAUAAGUAUCGAAAAGACAUCGAAAAGUAUCGAAAAGAUAUCGAAAAGAUAUCGAAAAGUAUCGAAAAGAUAUCGAAAAGUAUCGAAAAGAUAUCGAAAAGUACCGAAAAAAUAUCGAAAAGUAUCGAUAUAUCGAAAAGAAAAGUAUCGAUAUAUAAUGAAAAGUAUCGAUAUAUAAUGAAAAGUAUCGAAUAUAAUGAAAAGUAUCGAAAAGAUAUCGAAAAGUAUCGAAAAGAUAUCAAAAAGUAUCGAAAAGAUAUCGAAAAGUAUCGAAAAGAUAUCGAAAAGUAUCGAUAUAUCGAUAAGUAUCGAUAUAUCGAUAAGUAUCGACAUAUCGAUAAUAUCGAAAAGAUAUCGAAAAGUAUCGAAAAGAUAUCGAAAAGUAUCGAAAAGAUAUCGAAAAGUAUCGAAAAGUAUCGAAAAGAUAUCGAAAAGUAUCGAAAAGAUCGAAGAAAAGAUAUCGAAAAGUAUCGUUAUAUCGAUAAGUAUCGAUAUAUCGAAAAGUAUCGAUAUAUCGAUAAUAUCGAUAUAUCGAUAAGUACCGAUAUAUCGAAAAGUAUCGAAAAGAUAUCGAUAAGUACCGAAAAGAUAUCGAUAAGUACCGAAAAGAUAUCGAAAAGUAUCGAUAUAUAUCGAAAAGUAUCUAUAUAUAAGGAAAAGUAUCGAUAUAUAAGCAAAAAUAUCGAAAAGUACCGAAAAGAUAUCCAAAAGUACCGAAAAGAUAUCGAAAAGUACCGAAAAGGUAUCGAAAAGUACCGAAAAUAUAUCGAAAAGUAUCGAAAAGAUAUCGAAAAGUAUCGAAAAGAUAUCGAAAAGUAUCGAAAAGAUAUCGAAAAGUAUCGAAAAGAUAUCGAAAAGUAUCUAUAUAUAAUGAAAAUAUCGAUAUAUAAUGAAAAGUAUCGAAAAGAUAUCGAUAAGUAUCGAAAAGAUAUCGAUAAGUAUCGAAAAGGUAUCGAUAAGUAUCGAAAAGAUAUCGAAAAGUAUCGAAAAGAUAUCGAAAAGUAUCGAAAAGACAUCGAAAAGUAUCGAAAAGAUAUCGAAAAGAUAUCGAAAAGUAUCGAAAAGAUAUCGAAAAGUAUCGAAAAGAUAUCGAAAAGUAUCUAUAUAUAUCGAAAAUACCGAAAAGAUAUCGAAAAGUACCGAAAAGAUAUCGAAAAGUACCGAAAAGAUAUCGAAAAGUACCGAAAAGAUAUCAAAAAGUACCGAAAAGAUAUCGAAAAGUACCGAAAAGAUAUCGAAAAGUACCGAAAAGAUUUCGAAAAGUACCGAAAAGAUAUCGAAAAGUACCGAAAAGAUAUCGAAAAGUACCGAAAAUAUAUCGAAAAGUACCGAAAAGAUAUCGAAAAGUACCGAAAAGAUAUCGAAAAGUACCGAAAAGAUAUCGAAAAGUACCGAAAAGAUAUCGAAAAGUACCGAAAAGAUAUCGACAAGUACCGAAAAGAUAUCGAAAAGUACCGAAAAGAUAUCGAAAAGUAUCGAAAAGAUAUCGAAAAGUAUCGUUAA